Molecule: messenger RNA, 300 nt
Organism: Rangifer tarandus platyrhynchus (Svalbard reindeer)
Lineage: Eukaryota; Metazoa; Chordata; Mammalia; Artiodactyla; Cervidae
Source: the annotation of a GenBank genome assembly
AUGCUGGCACAUGGCUACCCCGCCUACACCACGUCAUGUGCCUGGCUGGGCUACCCUGAUGCCACGCUGAAGCAGCUCUGCAGCGAGGCACUGAAGGACGGCUGGACCAGGUUUAAGGUAAAAGUUGGUGCUGAUCUCCAGGAUGACAUCCGUAGAUGCCGACUCAUCAGAAACAUGAUUGGACCUGAGAAGACACUGAUGAUGGACGCCAACCAGCGCUGGGACGUGCCCGAGGCCAUGGAGUGGGUGACAAAGCUGGCCGAGUUCAAGCCGCUGUGGAUUGGAGCCCACCUCCCCUGA